UCCAUUAUUUUGCUCCUUCAAUUCUUCUUUUUCUUCCUCUCAAAUACUCAAUACAUCUAUUCUCCUAAACAUACUGCAAUUUCCCGGGGAGGGGGGGAAUUCAGAGAGACUAGAAAAUAUGAAUAUAUCAGAACAAAGUUUUUUCAAUAUAAACACUACGAUGACGACGACGACUUGUUUGUUCUUUCUCUUCAUUUCUUUCUCCACUACUACUAUUAUCUUCUCCUCCGGCGACAAGGAAGCCGCCUCUGUUUUCCCGUUUAUUUUUGCAGCCGCCGUUGUGGUGGCCGGAUUCAUUGUUCUGGCCGUCCGAACCACCGUUGUGGCGUGGAUAACGGUGGUUGUACUCCUAGCUUUCGUCGGGAAACGACGCCGUAUUCUUGCUAAGGACGGGAAGAAGAUUACGUCGGAGGUGGUAGUGUAUGUGGUGAAUGAAGUGAUUAAGGAGAAGGGAUUUGUUGCAAUUUCUGGGGUUGUGAUUUUGGGAUUAAUCGCAACGGCGCUUUUAUGAGUGCAUUAAUUUACUAUUAACUCUGUGGAAAAAAAAAUUACUAUUAACUCUCACUAAUUAUUCACAAUUUUAAAUUCACUUUUGGCAUGGAGUACAUGAUUUUUUUUUAUUCGGAUCUUGGGCUAAAACUUUGAUAGAGCCAAGUUCAUCAAAGUGUACAUCUUCUUUUUUUCUGAGAUAUU
This is a messenger RNA of Solanum dulcamara, 693 nucleotides long. RefSeq lists its product as uncharacterized. The record is from RefSeq and is a predicted model, not a curated record. NCBI's taxonomy places the organism in Eukaryota, Viridiplantae, Streptophyta, Magnoliopsida, Solanales, Solanaceae. The transcript has a single exon. Bases 119 to 511 code for a protein of 130 amino acids.